CUUUCUCAACCAAAACAACAUUCCAAACGUGAAAAGAACUUACAAACCGCGAUGCCGGUCACACUAAGAGCAAAAUGUAUAAUUGUUGGUGAUACCACAGUUGGAAAAAGUUCUCUCUGUCAAAUGUUUCACAGCGAUGGGUCACACUUUGCAAAGAACUACACCAUGACUGCUGGUGUUGAGUUGCUGGUAAAGUCAGUCAAUAUUCCUGAAACUAGAGAUUCAGUGGAGCUGUUUUUGUAUGACUCAGCUGGGAAAGAAAUCUUCUCAGAACAUGUCCAGAAAUAUUGGGAUCAUCCGGGCGUCAUAAUGGUCAUAUUUGAUGUGACAAAUGAGACAUCUUUCUCCAGCUGUGCGAAGUGGUUAGAACGAGUCAGGUCACAGAAGCCUGAUGUACAUAUGCCAGGAGUCUUGAUUGGGAACAAGGUUGAUCUGGAGCAGAGGCAGGUGAUUAGUCCUAAAGCAGCCACACAUUUUGCUGAAUCCAACGGUCUGAAAUACUUUGAGUGCUCCUCUAAGGAGUUCCAGAACGUAGAGGCCCCAUUCUACUAUAUUGCAAAUGAAUUCUACAAAAUCUACCAAGAACGUGUUGAACAUUUUAAGACACUGUCAUUAUGAUAGAUUUUAUACAAGAGACAUUGAUUAUUGUGCUCCACACAUUCCUCCGUCCACCUGGUUUACCGACAUCUUAUGUUGAUUAAAAUUUGUAUAUAACAAA
This is a messenger RNA of Ylistrum balloti, 718 nucleotides long. Its product is annotated as intraflagellar transport protein 27 homolog. Gene Ontology annotation, molecular function: GTP binding; GTPase activity. Gene Ontology annotation, cellular component: Golgi apparatus. The transcript has 7 exons. The coding region runs from base 52 to 618 and encodes 188 amino acids. Lineage: Eukaryota; Metazoa; Mollusca; Bivalvia; Pectinida; Pectinidae. The record is from RefSeq and is a predicted model, not a curated record.